Messenger RNA from Jatropha curcas, 1154 nucleotides. The record is from RefSeq and is a predicted model, not a curated record. NCBI's taxonomy places the organism in Eukaryota, Viridiplantae, Streptophyta, Magnoliopsida, Malpighiales, Euphorbiaceae.
UUUGAGAAGAAUAAAUAAAAAAGUCAGUAAUAACAAAAAAUAAAAUAUUAAAGAAAGCAAGUCUAACUGAGCUGAAAAUGAUACCGUAAUUAGAUCUGGUUCUUGAUUAAAAAGAUCUCAGAAACCCAUCUUUUUUUUGUCAUUUCUUGAUUUGAGUGUUCAUAAUUAGAUAGCCAUGUCAAGGAGGCCAGGAAAUCCAGCUAGACGCUUAGCUGAUGGUGGAAGCCUUCCUUUUGUUGGAUCUGUCCAUUCAAAAUCACGUUCACCGCCUUUACUGUCUAUUGGCCUAGUAGUUGUGGGUGCAGUGCUUCUGAUUAUAUAUUGUUAUAGUGGCUCAGGUGGUCAUAUCAGUGAAAGAGAAGCUUUCAAUAAAGGGGAAGCUGUGUCAUGCACAUUAGAAGUCCAAAGAGCAAUCCCCAUCCUGAAGAAGGCUUAUGGUGACAGCAUGCAUAAGGUGUUGCAUGUAGGUCCUGACAGUUGCUCUUUAGUAUCAAAAUUAUUAAAAGAAGAAGAUACAGAAGCUUGGGGUGUGGAACCAUAUGACUUGGAUGAUGUGGAUGUCAGUUGCAGAGGUCUUGUGCGCAAAGGCAUUGUACGUGUGGCAGAUAUCAAAUUUCCCCUGCCAUACCGGGCAAAAUCAUUUUCACUUGUUAUAGUUUCAGAUGCAUUGGAUUACUUGUCUCCUAAAUACCUUAAUAGAACUCUUCCUGAAUUGGCAAGGGUUUCUGCUGACGGCAUCGUUAUUUUUUCUGGUUCGCCAGGUCAGCAUAAAGCAAAAGGUGCCAAGUUAUCUAAGUUUGGUCGGCCGGUCAAAUACCGAAGCUCAACAUGGUGGAUAAGGUUCUUUAUUCAAAUUAGCUUAGAAGAGAAUGAAGUUGCUGCAAAGAAGUUUGAGCAAGCUUCAAUCAAGAAGUCAUAUGAACCAGCCUGCCAAGUUUUCCAUCUCCUGUCAUACCGUUAAGAAUCUCUGCACUUAUAACAUCUUUUGCAGUAUCUGCACCUUGGCGAAAACCACACCAAUGAGCACCUUAAACACCCGUAGGGUAAAUUAUUUUGUGGAAACUAAAAACUUGCAUUCUUUUCUACCAUUAUAUAUAGUAAAAUUUUUGUUAUCAUUUAUUUCAUUAUUUAUUUACUGGGGAAGUUGCCAUGCA